AUGUCGCCGAAAGAGAAAACCGAGUUUGGUCUCUCGCUACGAGAAGAGAAUAGACGAAAAAGACAGAGGCAACAGAACGAUAGUAACGACAAUGACAACGAGGUACCCGUCGCACCCACCACACCAGCGGCAUCAGCGGCACCAGCAACAUCAGCAACAUCAGCGGCACCAGCAGCACUGCAUGUGGCUCCAAAUCAGGAGGAGGAGGUACCUGUCGAACCUGCAGCAGAAAUAGGUGAAGGGGAGGAAGUGUCAGACCAUCCAGCAAGACCCCAUGACGAUGUACACGACAAUGAGGCUGGACCGCCGGUUGCGAACGAGCUGCCUCCUCCUUCAAGGAGUGAUGCGGAUGCACCAGCGGCUGCGAGUGGUCCUCGUCUUCGUCUUCGUCUUCCUGCAGGUGGUGCAGCCCCUCCAACGCCUGCAGCCAUUCCGCCUACCAUUCUGACCGACCAUCAGCGAGAGAUGGCCGCCGUUACUACGAACUGGGGUCCGGAUUACCGAACCCUGCGAGACUGUAUAAAGGCAAAUACUUGGUUCAAAGGCUCAAUAGUGAAUCUAACUGAAGAAACCUGCGAAAUAGAAACCCUUCGCAAGCUACGAGAACUUUCGGAUAAGACUCCCAAUGACGGCGCGAAGAUGAAGGAGCAGAUGGACUUCCACUGGAGACAAAGAGAUAAGCAAGGAAGAGUGGGCGGCACCAAGUUAGAGAAACAGGAAAACCUACGCGAGGAUCUGCAGUUGCUGAUCGAUGGGAAGAGGAUGAAGGAAGGAGAUAUACAGACGUACAAGGGAAGGCCCAAAGACGAUGGAGACGCGUCAGCGCGCAAGAGGAACGACAAUGGGAGAACACCGGAUGCCUCUACGAAACGCGUUCGCAAGACACCACAAGACGACGACGACGAAUCUAGCUCGGAAGAUAGUACCAUACCCCGCAACGGCCUUGCGACAGCGCCAAAAGGCAAGGGAAAGGGAAAGGAAAGGGCGACUGAAGUAACAAGCGACGACACUGAAGUUAUACCCCUCACACGCAGGCAAAGAGACGAGGCACUCGGCCGAAUCUAUGACAACUGGGAACUGACUUCGGACCAGCCACUUACCCAGUUCUUACCAGGGCUGCUGCUUCCACCAGACAUGACGGAUGAUUCUCUCAUUGACGGCAGGAUUCUCGCGCGCAUCCGUGAUCUGUCUAACGUCACUAGAGGGCAAGCUCUCUUUGUUCGAGAGGCGUUGGCGAGCGCGAUGAACGACUUCGUGGGAGAAAAUGUAGAGCAAGUGCUCGACCUUCUCGCACAGGUUCGUGCUCAGCUUCAAGAGGCGAUGCGAGUGCUGGACCGAGCAUCAGAGGAGGCAAGAGCUAGAGAACAGGCGGAAGGACCGAGUCGUGGUGCUCUGAUUCCGGGACUAGGCGUCGCUGGUCCUUCUGCUCCCUCGUCAAGCGCAGUCACCAUGCCACGCCCACCCCAACCCCUGCAAGCUUCAACACAGCCUGCAGCGCAACCAGGACUAUCGCGUUUCGAAGGUGGUGUCCUGACUAUAGGAACGAACUGGACGCUACGCCGUGCUCUCAACGACAGUAGACAAGCUGAUCAAGGCAUCCAGACGGCUCGCCGUAGAUACGAGCAGGCUGUACUUAAUGGACAGUCUGCUAUUGAUCAAGCCGCUCUGCUGUUGGGAAUGGAAGUAGCUAGGGGAGUGAGUAAUGAAGCGUAUGCGAGGACGGAUGAGUUACAGGGUCGCUGGGUAGAUGCGCGAUCGAGGCGAAGUACGAUGGGUGACGGUCUUGGGGGUCUGACUAGUGACUCUAGAAUGGGACACGGCGCGCAGGCUAAGGGUACUAAAGAAGGCGAGAAUGAAGAACAAGAGCAGGAGGAGAACGGUGGAGAAGAUGGUGGAGAGAACGGUGAAGGGAGUAGUGGAGGGAAUGGCGGAGAAGGUAGAGUGACACGCCAGAGUAAGAGGAACGAGAAGGAGAAGAAGUAG
Alternaria triticimaculans is the source of this 1983-nucleotide messenger RNA. RefSeq lists its product as uncharacterized. The transcript has a single exon. The record is from RefSeq and is a predicted model, not a curated record. Bases 1 to 1983 code for a protein of 660 amino acids. NCBI's taxonomy places the organism in Eukaryota, Fungi, Ascomycota, Dothideomycetes, Pleosporales, Pleosporaceae.